Molecule: messenger RNA, 417 nt
Organism: Dicrocoelium dendriticum
Lineage: Eukaryota; Metazoa; Platyhelminthes; Trematoda; Plagiorchiida; Dicrocoeliidae
Source: the annotation of a GenBank genome assembly
AUGUUGGGUGCUACCUUAGAUAUGCACCGGCCUUAUGUUACUUUUUCGGUGGCCUACGCGUUAUUCAACCUCCCUAGAGGAAUUGACGCUGACAUCCUUUACAAACGCACCUCCAUUCUGUGGUUUCAGUCAGAGCUCGUUACUUAUUCCGAUUCGAAUUCGUCUUCGGUUGUUUCUGGUCCUGAAUUUAACGAGGAGGAAUUCGAUGCUACGGAAGAAUUUCCUGAAGACACAGAUCUUUCACCGCGCACCCUUGAUUUCUUCAAUCUCCAAGACUGCUCUGAUAACUGUAAGUGCCUACUUCGACUGAUCAAACUAAUCCGUGGAACGAAAUUUUAUUUCAUCCCCUCACGUCAUUCUCACCCCAACUUUAUUAGAAAACUUGCAUGUUUUCAUAAACUUAAUCCAGAGUCCUAG